CCUGAGCACACCUGGACCGUGUGUAGAGACCAGCUGUCACCUGUGAUAUCGCCGCGAAAAAACAAUACAUCGAAUAGCAACAAGCUGCAGCGGUGUUCCAUCAAACACGGAAACAGUUCGAGAGGAACAUAUUUCCUCUGGAUGGGGAACUGUAUACUAUGUCGGAGUGGACGUCACGGUGCUAAUGAACAGCAGGUCUUUACUGACAUUCAAAAAUAUCAUGCCGCAAUACAAAAAGAGGAGGAGACACGUUGGAGAAACACAAGACUUAGUGUAGACUCGACUGAUAACACAGAGGAUAUCAUAGCCAGUGCAGACAGCUACCCGGAGCAGCUAACAAUAGACACACCUGAUCCUAGAGAGUACAAUUUUUCUUUUGAAAACCUCGUGUUUGAAGGGGGCGGGAACAAAGGCUUAGCGUAUGUUGGCUGCAUUAAGUAUUUAGAAGAGCUGGGUUUGAUGAACAAUGUGAAGCGACUGGGAGGCAGCAGCGCAGGGGCCAUAACUGCUGCCCUCAUUGCUCUAGGGUACAAUUCAGAAGACAUCCGGACAUUUUUCGAAGUCGACACGCGAGACAUUUUUCUAGAUCAUUCAUGUGGCUACCUAAGUCUGCUGCCCAAUUUGUUGAGGAAAUUUGGCUGGAAUCCUGGUAUUAGAAUUCGGGACUGGCUGGGAGAAAAGAUCAAAGAAAAAUCUCCAGAGAAAAACAACCCGGAUAUGACCUUCUAUGAGCUAUACAAACACAGGAACAUCGAGCUGUGUGUUGUUGUGACUAACCUCAACCAAAUGAGGUCUGAGUACUGUCACCCUAAGACCACUCCAGACAUGCCAAUUAGAGAUGCUCUGCGCAUGACAAUGGCAAUACCAGCCGUGUUCUCGCCGACGAUUUACGACAUACACGGACAGGCGGAUACCUACGUGGACGGGGGAGUCUUGUGCAACUACCCGCUACACUGCUACGACGGCUGGUACCUGUCGAUGAGGAAAGAAGACUCCCUACUCACCAAAAUGACAUCCUUACAGAACUUCUCAAGCAACAUGUCCAGAAGGUUCUAUCCUCGCAAUGAGAAGACUCUCGGCUUUCUUUUGUACGACGAAGCCGAGACCGAGAUAAUGAGAUUCAGCCUUGAAGCCAGAGCUGGGACCAAUGAGCCAGCUGAGCCAGUAAAGACAACUAAGUUGUUUGAAGAAAAACGCAAAAAGAUGCAGGAAAGGGCAAACGCCGAAAGGGAACACCGAAAGAUUGUGACUGCCGUUGAAGCUUUUAUGACUGCUCUAGAUAAACACAACAAAAAAGACCUGGAGCAUAUUGAAAGAGAUGAAUUAGAAAAUGCUUUAAGAGAUACCGAGGUCUUCUCAGAAGAAAAUGCAACAAUUUUGUUUGGGAACAACAUUACCGUCGAUAAUGUCUUGGAUCUUUUGGACAAGGAUGGAACUGGCACGAUAUCAAUUCCAGAGAUUUUACACUUCCUUGAGGAAAGGGGAAUAAGAAUGCAGACAAGAAUUCACGGCUAUGGCAGGAAGGAGAUCACGUCGUUUGUCCAGUUCCUCAAGGCGUUGAAGAACACCAUGUACACCAACCUGAAGUUUAUUUACGUCGAUGAACAAGACGUAGACAGGACGAUUGGUAUCAACACAGGACAUGUCGGCACGUCGGAUUACGAUCUAGAACCAGCAGACAAGGAAUUUGUUAUUGACCGUGGCUACUAUGCGGCUCGGAAUUUUUUCCGACACUGUGUAGCCAGUGGCCGACACUGUGAGAGAAGGCUGGCAUCUCCUAGAGAACAUCUCCCUGAUGAGAACGGCUCUGUGAGUUCAUUCUACGACAACAUGCAACACAGAGUGCGCAUAGAAAAUGGGGCGGCGGAACAUGACGCGCUGCUUGGAGAGAGGGUGUUAUAAAAACAUUAGCUAUUUGAGAAAUGUGAAGUAGAAGUUAAUACGUUUUAGAAGGCGGUGGUUACGUUAAUGGUAUGGAGAAUGUGGAGUAUAAAUACAUUUUUGGAGAACUUGGUGUAUAAAUUAAUGUAUGGAAAAUGUUACGCAUGUUUUAUAAAUUAACGGUAUGUAGAUUGUGGUGUAUAAAUUAAUAUAUGAAAAUGUUACGUAUGUUGUAUAAAUAAAUGGUAUGGAGAUUGAGGUGCAUAAAUUAAUUGUAAGCAAAAUUUAGUGCAUAACGUAAUGGUGUGGAGAAUGUGGUUUAUUAAUUAAUGUUAUGUAGAAUGUGGUAUACACAUUAAUGUAUGGAUAAUGGUGUGAGUACAUUGAUGGUAAAUAUGAUUAUGUAUAUAAAUUAAUGCUAAAUAUAAUUAGGUAUACCCAUUAUUUCGUAUGGAGAACUUGGUAUAUACAUUAAUCGUUUGAGUAAUAUCGAACAUAAAAUAUUGUUUGGCACAAUUAGUAACCUAAAGUCCUAUUAUGUGUAUGGUGAUUAUUGUUGCUAAGUAAUUUAUUGGAAAAUGUGCUGUAUGGUUAAUUUAUAUGUAGAAUGUAAAGUUUAAUUAAUAGUUAAGAGAAUAUGGAAUGCAAUUAAUUGUUUACAUAAAGUGUUGAAUGAAUCGUCAUUUCUCUAAACGUUGUUAGUUUAAUUCUUGUGUUCAAUCAUGUACAUACGCUUAUAGUUCAAUAAUGAGAUAUGUUGUAGCAAAAUAUAAUUUAUAACACUGUUGAUGGGGAUCUUAUUGGAUUUGAUUUGUGUUUUUAUUUAAUACAUUUAUUUUUCUACUUUAUAAGAAUUUAAUGUCUGGCAAUUUUGGUAUUGCUGUACAUUUUAAUUUAUAAAAUAAAAUGUAUGUCAUAAUUUUAACGGUAAUGUACAAUUUAUACCAAUAAAAUAUACGUAUCCAGCUAGGUUAAUUCUUAUAUAAUGGAUAAACUUUUAACUCAAAAUACUCCAACUUCGAGUUUUUUUCAUAAUUUUCUGCUUUAAAAAAAUACCUUUAACAUUUCAAUCCUUAGAAUUUGCAAAAAGUAGCUAUACCUAUUACUGUUACUCGAUAACUAUACAAAUGUAAAGCCUGUUUCCCAUACACGGUAAAAAUGUAUUCGAGAAUAUUUUGUUUUAUUUUCUCGUUUACGGAAGGUAAAUCGUGUUGUAAUCGAAAUCAAAAGCUCAUUUCUUGAUUACCGUGAGUUGAAUUGUUCGUCUCUACUUUAAACGUUGUUUGCUUAACUCGUGUGUUCGAUCAUGUACAUACGCUUAUAGUUCAAUAAUGCGACAUGUAGCAUAAUACACUUUAUAACAAUGUUGAUGGGGAUC
Messenger RNA from Physella acuta, 3259 nucleotides. RefSeq lists its product as uncharacterized. Gene Ontology annotation, molecular function: calcium ion binding. Gene Ontology annotation, biological process: lipid metabolic process. The record is from RefSeq and is a predicted model, not a curated record. Lineage: Eukaryota; Metazoa; Mollusca; Gastropoda; Physidae.